GAGACUUUUUUGUACGAGCAGCUGUCAAGAAGUCUAAAGGAGAUGGAACAUGGGAUGAAAGGUGGGCUGAGUCGAACCAAAAGUUCAGCGAGUGGCCUCCCCCCCAUUGGCCGGAGCUGCCGUCUAUUCCUUGAACUUCACCCCUCAACGCUCCUAGUGCCACCUCACGAACCGCGCGCCGGGACCUGAAUAGCGAACUGCCCUCCUCUCCCCCCCUCGUUGCGACGUUCCUUUUGCUCAUUAAGAGGAACGCCUCGGUUGCCCUGUAUGUAGAUCGGAUACUUUUUCUUGCCUGUUUAUUACCCAUGCUAUGCGCUGCCACUCUCGCUUCUCGACCUUUUCUCGUUUCUCGUGAACUGUUUCGCUGCUUGUUUCUCGCCCUCUUUCACCCAAAAAAGCCAUUCCUUAAGGAAAUACUGUUUCUCUCACCCUACGUCCCUCUUUGACGCAGUCUUUUUUGUGUGCUUGUAUACUCAAAACAUUCCUUUGUGAGAAGCGGCGGAUAAGGAGACUGCCUCUUGGAAGUACCAUCUGUGAUCAGAACAGUGGCAUCCCACCACGCGCAAAGUCUGUAGAUCAGCUCCUAGCAUCAUCAUGGUCCUCGUCAAGCCCGCCCUCAUCGCCUCAGUGGCUGUCGCGGCGGUCUCCGCCUUCACAUCGCCCAAAACGCUCGAUGUGAAUAACGCAGACUCCGUCAAGGCUAUUGCCGGCAGUCUGGCUUUCGGUGCCAUGUCUUACUACAACGGAAACGUCUCCAGCGAUCCCAAGAUGGUCGGCGACCUCCCGGAACCAUACUACUGGUGGCAAGCCGGCGCCCUCUGGGGCAUAAUGAUGGACUACUUCCACUACACAGGCGACGCAACCUACAACGCAGUCCUGACCCAAGCCCUGACCGCAAAAGUCAACACGGGGCCCAACUACGACUUCAUGCCCCCCGAGCACGAACUCGAAGAAGGAAACGACGACCUCGGCUUCUGGGGCUUCGCCGUCAUGUCCGCCGCCGAGCGCAACUUUCCCGACCCGGACGCCUCGACGGGGGCCCCCGCCUGGCUCCAGAUGGGCCGCAACAUCUUCAACUCCCUCGCGGGCCGCUGGAACAUGACGCACUGCGGCGGCGGCCUCCUCUGGCAAAUCUACGAGUCCAACCCCAACGGCCUCAACUACAAGAACAGCGUCAGCAACGGCGGCUUCUUCCAGCUCGGCGCCCGCCUCGCCGCCGCGACCAACGACUCCCGCUACGCAGACUGGGCCUCGUACGUCUGGGACUGGUCCGCCGCCGUCGGCUUCCUCGACGCCGACCUCAAGGUCUACGACGGCGCCGACUCGCGCGACAACUGCACCAAGACGAACUACGUCUCCUUCACCUACUCCACGGGCAUCUACCUCUACGGCGCGGCCGUCAUGGCCAACCACACGGGCGACGCCCUCUGGGCGGACCGCGCGACGAAGAUGCUCGCCACGGCGCGCAAGAGCUUCUUCUCCCUCAACGAGAACAGCACGAACAUCAUGUACGAGCCCGCGUGCGAGACGGUCGGCACCUGCAACACGGACAUGAAGACGUUCAAGGGCUACCUCUCGCGCUUCAUGUGGCAGUCCGCCGUCGUCAUGCCCGCGCUUCUGCCCGAGGUGAAAGAGAUCCUGAUCCCGAGCGCGCUCGCGGCGGCCAAAGUCUGCGAGGCCACGGCGGGCAACGUGACGUGCGGGCAAAAGUGGUACGUCGACGGCGACGACGGCAGCUACGGCCUAGGCCAGACAAUGAGCGCGCUCGAGAUUAUCCAGGGUCUCAUCGUCAGCCAGUAGGUUUUUUUGCGACAACUUCCGUUGCGAAACCAACCCUCUUUGCGUCCUUCUGCGUCCUGCGUGCGGCCAACAAGCAAACGAUAGAAAUCACCGCUGACGGGCAUCUCGUCAGCCUGACAAAUUCAACAGACAACUCGACGAGUAAUUCGACGACUGACCCGCCUCCUGCCAUCGUCCCGAACCAAAGCGGGGCAGCAAACAUGUUAUUCAAAUGUACAUACACAAGCGUCUUGGGCGCCAUGUUGCUAUUUUGGCAUUUCCGUCUUGUGUAGAAGGGAACCUAGGGAAAAUAGGCGUCACUGGCGUUUGGUUGAAGGCAUCAUUUCUGAACAUAUGAAAAAUCAUACAUACCCCUGAAAGUUUCUAAUGUUCAAGAACUCAAAUUCAAC
This is a messenger RNA of Colletotrichum scovillei, 2189 nucleotides long. RefSeq names its product glycosyl hydrolase family 76. Bases 595 to 1800 code for a protein of 401 amino acids. Gene Ontology annotation, biological process: fungal-type cell wall biogenesis; carbohydrate catabolic process. NCBI's taxonomy places the organism in Eukaryota, Fungi, Ascomycota, Sordariomycetes, Glomerellales, Glomerellaceae. The transcript has 3 exons. The record is from RefSeq and is a predicted model, not a curated record. Gene Ontology annotation, molecular function: mannan endo-1,6-alpha-mannosidase activity.